AUGUCUUCUGAGUCAAACCAGGUCUUCACGCUUGUCUCUCGCCACUUCUCCUUCCUCCCGCUCUCUCUCAGUCGGUACAAGCGCCAAUGGUUUCUUACUUACCCUCGUGCAUAUGGCAUGGUCGCCUACCCAGGCCAACGUAUAUUCUGCACUUUGAACACCCCUGACUCCACUGUCGACUCCACCUACGCUUCCCGACACUUCUGGCUCAAUGCCACCUUCAAAUCUGAACCAUACAAUCCUGACAGCGAUGGAGACAAGAAGUUCGUCGGAUCUCCUAUCCACAUGUUACUCGACUCUGAAAACCAAGGCGUGAGACUCACGGGCCGCAUGCGAACUGAAUCCUCGAACUACCCUCCGGAGCAUGGGAAAGACAUCGUGUGCUACGAAGUGGAGGUGUUGUUCCCGGACGAGGGAUUGCUUCGACAAUGCUAUUAUUGUCUGUGUUGGGAAGCGUGUGGUCCAAUCAGACGGUUUAGUCAGUAUGGGGACGAUACUUUUUGGUGUGAAGAGUGCGAAAAGCGGGGCCAAACUGCUUCCUUCUUCAGUGGUUUCGCAGAGAAGAUGUACUAUGAUAGUAUUGCUUCGAAGUUUAUCCACGGGUCCCAGCCCCGUGAUAGUCUAUACCAUUAG
Stereum hirsutum FP-91666 SS1 is the source of this 633-nucleotide messenger RNA. RefSeq lists its product as uncharacterized. The record is from RefSeq and is a predicted model, not a curated record. The transcript has 2 exons. Bases 1 to 633 code for a protein of 210 amino acids. NCBI's taxonomy places the organism in Eukaryota, Fungi, Basidiomycota, Agaricomycetes, Russulales, Stereaceae.